Aspergillus candidus is the source of this 2257-nucleotide messenger RNA. RefSeq names its product arylsulfotransferase. The transcript is spliced from 3 exons. The record is from RefSeq and is a predicted model, not a curated record. The coding region runs from base 69 to 2036 and encodes 655 amino acids. NCBI's taxonomy places the organism in Eukaryota, Fungi, Ascomycota, Eurotiomycetes, Eurotiales, Aspergillaceae.
GCAUGACGCGCCUUUCUCUUUCCAAUGGCCGGUUCUUGUAGUUCGUCUCUCGCCUUCACUUCACCACCAUGAGGAGUAUCCGCUUUCUUGUUUUUGUCCUCUCAUUUGUCUCUCAAUAUGUCUCCGCGGCGCGUCAUGACGACGACCUCAGGUCCUUCGUUACGUUGCCUGAAGUUCGGGCUUUGAAGUACGACGUCACAUAUCAUGGUGAUCGCAGUCGGGUCAGUCCCGGCUACUGGUUUGUCGCCCCGUACGGCAAUAUCAACCCCGAGCCGCCGACACACCGAUACCAGCAAUACCAAAUCGGUCCUUACAUCUACGAUGCCGACGGAGUUCUAAUCUGGGCGGGUUCGUCCAUGUUCGACAAUCACAAUGUCUUUGACUUUCGAGCGGUCCACAACAUGGGAAAGGAGCCGCACCUAUCGCUGAUCGCGCAACGUUCCCAUCGCGACGAAAAGAGCGAUGUCAAAGUCAAAGGAAGUGGUGUAGUCUUAGACCAGCACUAUCAACCCAAAGAGAAGGUCGUUGCUCUGGACGAGCUGCACGAGUUUAACGUCCACGAGUUCAAUGUCGUCGACGGCGGAGAGAAGGCGCUGGCCUGCGCCUAUCGCACGCAGAAACUCAACCUAGCGGACCUAGGGCGCCCCAAAGAUGAGUCUUUCUUCCUCACGGGCGGCUUCAUCGAGUUCGACUUGACAUCAGGAAAGCCCAAAAUGCAAUGGGACUCGAGUGACCACCUGGCACUACACGAAUCGGUCAAAUACCUCGCAACAAACGACGUGGUCGAUCAACCGCCAGGCUUCGAUUACGUGCACAUAGACUCGGUGGACAAAAACGCCGCCGGUGACUAUCUACUAUCAAUGCGCUUCACCGACGCCAUCUACCUCGUCUCAGGUGAAGACGGGCAAAUCCUCUGGCGCCUAGGCGGCGUCGAGAACGAUUUCAAAGACAUGGACUUCUCCUUCUCCAGACAGCACCACGCGCGAUUCGUCGAAUCAAACGGCUCUCACCACGUCAUCUCCCUUCUCAACAACGCUGCCGACGAACUAGGCGAGCAAGAGCAUGUCUCGUCGGCAAUGAUCGUAGAGGUAGACGGCGACGCCAAGGUCGCCAAACUGCUAAGGCGCUACACCCGGCCAGACGGCCAUCUGUCCAAGCUCCGCGGCAGCGUUCAAGUCCUCAACAACAGCAACGUCUUCGUCGGCUGGAGCGACCAGGGCUACCACACGGAGUUCUCGACAGAGGGCACGCUCCUCAUGGAAGCCCGCUUCGCGUCUGACCGCUUCGUGACCUACCGCGCUUACAAGUACGAGUUCACUGGCCGGCCCAGUGCACCGCCUGAUGUUGUCGCCCAGGUCCACGGCGCGAGCAGCUUAGAUCUCACGACCACGUUUUACGUCAGCUGGAACGGCGCCACGGAUGUGUCAACAUGGAACUUCUACGCGCGCGCCUCCGAGAGCGGAACCCCCGUGUUGGUCGGGAGCACCAACAAGACCGACUUCGAGACUAUGUACACCGCCCAUGGCUUCCUAGACUGGGUGUCCGUCGAGGCCGUCGACAGCCAGGAUAAAGUCCUGAGCACAUCCAAGACCCAUCGCAGCACGACGCCGGACUGGGGAGCUACUGGAUUCAAGGGCUCCGCUCCGCUCCCGAACGACCCUUCGACCAUCGACUUUCCACCCAAGCAGCCCGAUACUGACGACGACGACGACGACGAUGAUGAUGAUGACGAUGAUGACGACGAUGACGACGACAACGACGACCACAAAAAGAAACCCACCACCCCCUCCAACCCCCACACCGACAACGACAUCAACUACGCCAACGCCAAAGAGGUCGCCCAAGCCGUGUACAAAGCCUACAGCGUGAUCCGAUUCAUCAGCGGCGCGAUGAUCUUCGCGGUGGUAGUCGCGUGUCUCUGGGGUGCGUAUCGGUUCUACGUCAGUCGUCGUAGGGUGCAGCUUUAUCGGCAUAUUCCGACGGAUGAGAGCCAUGCUAUGCAUGAUUUUGAGUUGGGGGAUAGUGGGUCUGAGUAGGUUAGGUUUUGUUUUACUGUUGUGUUGCGUUAUUAUGUUACGGGGAUGGUUGGAUGUUGUUUAUCUCGAUGUAUUAGGUGGGUUAUUUGGUGAUGGGUGUUAAUAUUGCGCAUGUAGAUGGCUCUUGAUUUGGGGUUCAUGUUGGAUAUAUGCGUUGUGUAUAGUUUCAGUUUGUCAUCCCAUCUCCUACUAUUAUUUUCAAUCAAACCCGUGUAACUAGU